CUUAACAGUUUAAGAUAUAUAACGUUAGUUUCUUCUUCUCCAUCUCCAAACCCGUAAGAACCACCUGCAAAAGCUUUGACUGGCUUUUUUUUCUCUCCAUUGAAGAAGCUCCCUUCGCGCAAAUAUGGAAAUUGAUAGUGAUGUUAACAAGAUGAAUAUAAAAUCAGCGGAGGAUGGUAGCACUUCGAUGCCAAUGGAGUCCCAAGACGACUCUACUAAUCCGGCAAAAGGUAAAGAAAAGGAAGAACUCAGUGACUGCAUGGGAAAACUACACAUUGAGGGUUCAUCUUCUGGGGAGAAAGGAGCUUCUUCAAGUCAUUUUAAGAAGAAACCGGUCAUAAUUAUUGUUGUUGGGAUGGCAGGGAGUGGAAAAACAACAUUUCUUAAUAGAUUGGUCUACCACACACAUGUUUCUAACUAUCGGGGUUAUGUCAUCAACCUUGACCCUGCUGUGAUGACCCUCCCAUUCGGUGCAAACAUUGAUAUUAGAGAUACCGUUCGCUACAAGGAAGUCAUGAAGCAAUUUAAUCUUGGACCCAAUGGUGGAAUUCUUACUUCACUUAACUUGUUUGCUACUAAGUUUGAUGAGGUAGUCUCAGUUAUUGAGAGACGAGCAGAUGAGCUUGAUUAUGUACUUGUAGACACUCCUGGUCAGAUUGAGAUAUUCACCUGGUCUGCUUCUGGUGCAAUCAUCACCGAAGCUUUUGCUUCUACAUUUCCUACUGUGGUCACAUAUGUAGUUGACACACCCCGCUCGUCUAGCCCAGUAACUUUUAUGAGCAAUAUGCUUUAUGCUUGUAGUAUACUUUACAAGACACGGUUGCCUCUUGUGCUCGCAUUUAACAAGAUCGAUGUGGCUCAACAUCAAUUUGCUUUAGAGUGGAUGGAAGAUUUUGAAGCAUUUCAAGCUGCAAUAAAUGCAGAUGACUCUUACUCCUCAACUUUAACCCAGAGCCUCUCCCUUGUACUGGAUGAGUUUUAUAAGAAUUUACGUUCUGUAGGUGUAUCUGCAGUUUCUGGUGCUGGAAUGGAUGACUUUUUUAAGGCAAUAGAAGCAAGUUCUGCAGAGUAUAUGGAAACUUAUAAGGCUGAUCUUGACAAGAGACGUUCAGAGAAGCAGCGGUUGGAGGAAGAGCGGAGGAAGGAGAAUAUGGAUAAACUGAGGAAGGAUAUGGAGAAGUCCAACGGUGAAACUGUGGUUUUAAGCACUGGUUUGAAAAACAAAGAAGAGACCAGUAAAGUCAUGAUGGAUGAAGAAAAUGAAGAAGUAGAUGAGGAUUUUGAGUUAUUUUCUGAAGAUGAGGAUGCUAUAGAUGAGGAUGAAGAUGAAGAGGUUUCUCGGUUCUCAUUUUAGUGGUGAUGCUUCAACCCUCGAGGGUAGUAUGAUUUGUUUGGAGCAAAACUGUGUAUAAGACUUGUUUGGAACAAAACUGUGUAUAGAACUAACUUAAAGAUAUGAGGCUAUAGAAGAUAAUGGUGCUCACUGUUUUGUCAGGCUUGGCACAGUUUUUGACA
Molecule: messenger RNA, 1515 nt
Organism: Humulus lupulus (European hop)
Lineage: Eukaryota; Viridiplantae; Streptophyta; Magnoliopsida; Rosales; Cannabaceae
Product: GPN-loop GTPase QQT2
Exons: 7
Coding region: 125-1354 (409 amino acids)
Molecular function (GO): GTPase activity
Source: RefSeq, a predicted model, not a curated record